This is a messenger RNA of Trachymyrmex cornetzi, 1504 nucleotides long. RefSeq lists its product as uncharacterized. The record is from RefSeq and is a predicted model, not a curated record. Lineage: Eukaryota; Metazoa; Arthropoda; Insecta; Hymenoptera; Formicidae.
UUCACUCUAAGAAAUUUAGAGAAUAGGAUAACUACUUCUCGUCUUACAAAAAUUGUACAUUACGCUUUUGAAAUCAUAAUAAACUUUAAAUUUUAAUAAAUACUACUGUAGCAAAGAAUUUCUCGCGAUGCCCGCAAUGGUAAUUCGUCUACAUACCGAUUGCAAUUACGCAACCAGACAAUAAAUUUUAGAAAGAUUCUCAUACUUAGAUCACGCUUAAAUUUACGACAGAUACUGCUACAGAUGUUGCACUGUAUCACGGAAUUUAUGAUAGAGAGCGGCGAAUGUUUAUGUAGAAUUUGAUCAUUUAUGAUAGAAGCUAGUCUUGAAGCUAUUUUAACCCUUUUGAAAUGGUAAAUACAUCCAAUACAUCUAAUUUACUAAUCCCAUAAAAUAAUCACCCUAAUAGCAUAUUCAUCCGGGAUACAUCUUGGAGAUGUUUUUAGGGUGUUCAAAAGACAUAUAGACAUCCUAAGGACGUCUCCUGAAAUGCUAUUAGGGCUAUAUUUUUAUCAAAGAAAUAAAUUUUAUAAUUCUUAGGGCCUCUUUCACCAACUUCUAGUUAAAUUAAUCGACGAUCAACUCACAGAAGUGCCAACAGCAGUUUAAUGUAUCAGAACGUUUCUUCUCUCUUCCUCUUCUGUGUUUAUCUGUGGUGGUGAGAAACGAGGCAUCCAGAGUGCCGUCGCACCUUACUGUAAGUGGCUCCUACGAGAAGAUCGCUGAACACACCGAAUCCUUUUCGACCAUGGAUUCCUUCUUCCUAUAAAAAUGAAUCCAAGACCAUAAAGUAAAACCAUGGAGCCACGAAAGAUUCAAGAACCUGCAGUCAUCAUAGCGCCACAGAAGAAACGGUUUGAUCCUAUUUCCUAGGAGACAACCGUAGACCAAGAGAAGACCAGAUCACCGAACACAUCGAAUCCUUUUCGACCAUGGAUUGCUUCUUCCUAUAAAAAUGAAUUUGAGACAACUGUGAUUUCAUCGAUGACGACGUCGACGAAUACGAUUUCUAAUACCAUGAUAACAACUGAGAUGACGACGACAACGACAUUGUCCAGCGAAAGAGAAGAAGAAGAAAAAAGAAGAGAGCAAGAUGAGACGAUGCUGAGGCUGCGCGAAUUAUUCAGAAGACUACAACAUCCUACCGGUCACAAUCGAUCGGCUGUUUCAUCUCAACGAGAGCAUCGUCAGAGGUUGUUUGAGCCAUCGUACAUGAACACUUGUUGGCAGCUUCGUUCGAUCAGAAUCAUCAAAAUCAUCAGACUCAUCAGAGUCAACGAAAUCAUCAAGUGACUCCCAUGACAUCGAGAUACCAUCAUCAGGGCGACCAGCAAAGAAAUUACAAGAACAUGACGAGAGAGAGAGAGAGAGAGAGACAGUUCUCUAAUAGUUCUCACGUUGGCAAUCAUAGUGAUGGAGUUAAUUAAUCAUCGAUUAGCGUUAAUCAGAGUUGGUGAAAGAGACCCUUAAGGGGAUCUUAAACCGAAGGCCGAGAGUUUUGAAG